CACAGGCGCGUGCACACACGCUGCUCUUCCCUCUUUUACGGCUGCCACUAAUUCCCGCUCGGCGUCGGAAACGUAGAUCUUCUCUGUAUCCCUUUCUCCUGACCGUUUCUUCUUCGGAGUCUUCCUCUUCUCGAUUGCUUGGUUCGGAUCAGAGGGGAAGGAGAUUUAGGUGAUUCGGUGAUCACAGUGCGGAAAGGUGCGAUUUUUUUCCCCUUUUCUUUCUUUCGUUCUGCUUUGAGCGUUCCUUCGCGCCUCCGCGUCCGUUGAGCUUCUGUAGAAGAUAUCGGAGAUGGGAUUCUUCAGCUCCGUGUUAGGCUUCUUCGGCUUCGGAAUUGGGAUCGCCGUCGGGCUGGUCAUCGGUUACUACCUCUUCAUCUACUUCCAGCCCACGGAUGUGAAGGAUCCUGAAAUCCGACCGCUAUUUGAACAAGAUGCAAAAUCACUGGAGCACAUGUUUCCUGAAAUUCCUGUGUGGGUGAAAAAUCCAGACUUCGAUCGAAUCGACUGGCUAAACAAGUUUCUCGAGCAUAUGUGGCCGUAUCUCGACAAGGCAAUAUGCAAAACUGCGAAAGAGAUUGCAAAACCAAUUAUCGCUGAGAACACUGCCAAGUUCAAGAUGGAGUCGGUUGAAUUCGAAACCCUCACAUUAGGUACUCUGCCACCUACUUUUCAAGGAAUGAAAGUUUACACCACGGACGAAAAGGAACUAAUCAUGGAACCAUCACUCAAAUGGGCUGGAAAUCCUAACGUCACUGUUGUGGUCAAGGCAUUCGGACUAAAAGCAAGCGCACAGGUAAUAGACUUACAAGUCUUUGCUAUACCACGCAUCACAUUGAAGCCACUCGUCCCCAGUUUCCCUUGUUUUGCAAAGAUCCUUGUAUCGCUCAUGGAGAAGCCACAUGUUGAUUUUGGAUUGAAGCUUCUGGGAGCCGAUCUUAUGUCGAUACCUGGUCUUUACAGAUUUGUUCAGGAGACGAUUAAGAAACAGGUCGCCAACAUGUAUCUAUGGCCUAAAACACUGCAAGUGGCAAUUAUGGACCCAACGCGAGCUCAGAAGAAGCCAACUGGUAUUCUAAAUGUGAAUGUCGUCCGGGCAUAUAAACUGAAGAAAAAAGAUCUGUUGGGUAAGUCUGAUCCAUACGUAAAACUAAAGCUUUCAGAUGACAAUCUUCCAUCAAAGAAAACCACCGUGAAGCGUAGCAACCUGAACCCUGAGUGGAACGAGGAAUUCAAGUUGGUCGUCAAGGAACCAGAAUCUCAAGCUCUGGAGCUCAGUGUCUAUGACUGGGAACAGGUUGGAAAGCAUGAUAAGAUGGGCGUGAAUUCUAUCCCGUUGAAGGAUCUUACCCCUGACGAGACUAAAUCUCUAACGCUGGACUUGCUCAAAAAUCUGGAUCCCAAUGAUCCUCAAAACGACAAGUCGCGUGGACAGAUCGUUCUCGAGGUCACAUAUAGGCCUUUCAAGGAAGGGGAGGUCGCCAACGACAUCAGCGAGGAUGAAGGUGAGAUCGAAAAGCCUCCUGAAGGCACUCCCGCAGGUGGUGGUUUGCUCGUGGUUAUCGUACACGAAGCUCAAGAUCUCGAGGGGAAGCACCAUACCAAUCCCUAUGUCCGGAUCCUUUUCAGAGGAGAGGAGAAGAAGACCAAGUGCCUCAAGAAGAACAGAGAUCCACGAUGGGAAGAGGAGUUCCAGUACAUGUGCGAGGAGCCACCCACAAAUGAUAAGAUGCAUGUGGAGGUUCUUAGUAAGCCCCCAAGCAUUGGAAUCCACUCUAAGGAAAUGCUGGGAUAUGUGGUCAUCAACGUUGCAGAUGCCGUCACCAAUAAGAGAAUCAAUGAGAAAUAUCAUCUUAUUGACUCCAGAAAUGGCCGCAUUCAAGUCGAGCUUCAGUGGAGGAGUUCAUAAUCUAGGAGGUAAAACAUUUAUUUAUUAAGCAACU
This is a messenger RNA of Musa acuminata subsp. malaccensis (wild Malaysian banana), 1940 nucleotides long. Its product is annotated as synaptotagmin-2-like. The record is from RefSeq and is a predicted model, not a curated record. Gene Ontology annotation, molecular function: lipid binding. Gene Ontology annotation, cellular component: endoplasmic reticulum. NCBI's taxonomy places the organism in Eukaryota, Viridiplantae, Streptophyta, Magnoliopsida, Zingiberales, Musaceae.